CGAUUCGACGGCGGAUCGCAUAGGUUAUGGUCCGCGUCUUAAAUAAUGCAGUAAACAACUUCAGUCACGCUUUUUAUCGGUCUAUGCGGUCAUUCACGAGGAACGCCCAUGGCAGACGAGCGCCGUGAGACAGUCGCGCAUCUAUCCCAAGCAGAUCCGGGGAACGCUGUGACGUAGGUGUGCGCGCCUUUGGCGGGAAUACGGUUCUCGGGGAUUUAGAAUUUAGAUGCGACGCCAAAAAAUGGCAAAUGCGGUGUUCACGCACAAAACCAAGGAGGAGGAGGUCAUCGAAUGUUUCCUCUACCCCAAGUUCUGUUACGCGUCUGAUCCGGACGCGGUGACGGAGGCGAGGUUAAGCGAGGAGAUCGUCAAGUACAACGAGGAAAUAGCCCAGUUCGUUACCGACCACAUCUGGCAUUGUGAUGACUUAAAUUUCCGUCCUAGGACCAAACAGACGAUGCUGCUGAACCGAACCCUCGAAGGAUCGGCAGUGGAGGAAGAUUAUCAUACCUUGCCACAUAUUUACGCGAGUCUACGUUUUGACGAGGAUAUAGGGGACGAGUGGCUGACGGUGUUCCUAAUAUUUAGGCUCACCAAAGUUUUCGACGGAUUGAUUGCCAGAGUAGUGGACUCGGAUGGAGAAUUUCUUUUGAUAGAAGCUGCUAACGUCCUGCCGCUGUGGGCCAGCCCUGAGACGUGUCAGGACCGAGUGUUUAUUCAUAACGGUGAUAUUCAUGUGAUUAGAGAGAGGGGAACGUCGUUUCCUAAUUUACUGAACAACAUAAACAGCAAGCCGCAUAUUUCCAAGAUGUCUGAGAAGGUGCAGUUGGUGUUGCAGAAGCGAAUUGGCAUUUAUCCUGAUGAGAUUCAGAAAAGGAAGCACAAGACUAGAGCAUUCCUUCCAGAGAAGGCAGCCUCCAUACUUCGUCUAGAACCAAGAUUCAUAGCUCCAGCGAUUAGAACUAUCUGCCAUUCGGAUCCACUCGAACGCAAAGUUUGUCGUGCCAUGAGAUAUUUUCCUCCCGAACAACGUACCAUGGUCAAUGUUAAAAUGACCAGGUGCUUGUACGCGAUGGCGACGCACUGUCGUUAUACCGGCGAUCCAAGAACAGGUUGGAACAUGCCACCUGCAACUUGCUCAAAAUACAAUGCUCAUGUUCUCGGAGUUAAAAUAGCAUGCGGUUUAGAGAUGCUAGUAGCUCGGGCCAACGAGGAACGUAGAAAACGUACCAAAGAACAGUCGGACGUUCCCGACGAUGCUGAAAAGUUAAAGCUGAACGAAUCAGCAUUCAACGCUUACCUAGCUCGUUUAGAGGCGAACGGUUACUUUAGAGAUCUGUUGGAGGGUAGUCAGGAACGUGAUAAACUGUUGUCCACAGCGAAAGAGUAUUUCUUGAAGCAUGCGACUUUAUUUGAUAAUCUAUCGAAUUUGUAUGAAAGCGAUGCUCAAAAAGUCUUAGAAGCAUGGGAGAACAUUCAGACGAAUGACAUUGAAAUGCAUGCUCAAGAUGAAAUUAUGUUGAGUCCUGCGGAUACCGAUAGUUGGUUACACGUAGACCCGAUGCAAUUAGAAACAUAUUUAAACCAACAGUGGGGCAAUGUUAAGGAUAAGAAAUUAGAUCAAGAACCCAUGAGUCUCCGAGAAAAAAUGCAGUCGUUUCUCAAUCAAACUAGCGACAUUGACGGCGUGCAUUUCUUAGGAGAACAAUCAAUGGACAAUGAAAUGCAAGACACGGAGGAUGGUGCGCGAAUAGAUUUUGAUGCAGACGUAUUCGACAGUACAUUAAGAGGCAUCCUUGACUUAGUCGUUCCGGGAGGAGAGGACGAGUUCGAGGGUAGCUCGGAGGGAUCGCUGGGCGGCGACGACGAGGAUAAGGGUGGUGACAUGGACAAGUACAUGCGGCUGUUAGAUUCACAGCUGCAAUCGCAAAUGGUAAUGGACGAGAGCUCGGUAGCGGAUGAUAAUAAUAGCACGGAUCCCGUAGAGGCAAGUUUGCGAGAAAGUAUCGAAGCUGAAGCCGGCGGUUCCGGCCCAGCCGGGAACAUAAUCGGCGGUCCCGUUCGGAGGCUCAUGCACUUGCAAUUGCAAUCACCCACGACGGUACCGCCCGACUUACAAAGUUAAUGGCACUACAUGUAGUAAACGAUUAACAUUAGUCGAUUCACGUUGACAUUCGUAAACAUUAUUACGAUCUUCGCUUCAUUCUGCAAGAUGCAUUUGCCAUUUCAAACAAGGAGAAAAGACAAUGGACUAAAGCCUCGUUACUAUCCAAAUUAUUACACAUUUAUUACUUAAAAUAUAUACUUAAUGUUAUCGAUCAAAGCACUUUUAUCACGCAGUUAGUACCAUUUCAUAUAUGUACUUUUCAUCACUCGGCUAUAUCACUGUUUUUCAUACAAAUUAUAUAUUAACGAAUAAGAUGUUAUUAUCGCGGCCAUAAAGUUAUACAGUAAGAGUCCUACUAUUUAUAUAUGUAUCAUUUAUUUCCACUUUUAUAACUAAUUUUACCAAAUCAGAAUCUAUUACGUGUAAAGCUUUGUACAUUUUAAUUAGAAUAAUGAGAGACACGAACGUUUGUUGUGUA
Solenopsis invicta (red fire ant) is the source of this 2585-nucleotide messenger RNA. RefSeq names its product protein ecdysoneless. Lineage: Eukaryota; Metazoa; Arthropoda; Insecta; Hymenoptera; Formicidae. The transcript has 5 exons. The coding region runs from base 227 to 2125 and encodes 632 amino acids. Gene Ontology annotation, cellular component: nucleus. The record is from RefSeq and is a predicted model, not a curated record.